Molecule: messenger RNA, 2322 nt
Organism: Fonsecaea multimorphosa CBS 102226
Lineage: Eukaryota; Fungi; Ascomycota; Eurotiomycetes; Chaetothyriales; Herpotrichiellaceae
Exons: 1
Coding region: 1-2322 (773 amino acids)
Biological process (GO): positive regulation of mitotic metaphase/anaphase transition; anaphase-promoting complex-dependent catabolic process; protein K11-linked ubiquitination
Cellular component (GO): anaphase-promoting complex
Molecular function (GO): protein binding
Source: RefSeq, a predicted model, not a curated record
AUGAGCCGGUAUUUGACCCCAGCAAAGAUUACGGUGCUGGUGCUCGUUCUGCUCUAUACAGAGGAUGUAGUUCCGACCAAAGAAGCCACAGCCGUGUUAUCUUUCAUCCUCUCUCAGAUUGUUCCGUCAACCAAGCAUUCUCCAUUGUUCCGGGACAGCACAGAUUUCGAGCAUGCUCUUCCAAUAGCUGAAUUCGAAGCCACAUUGUCGUCCCGUCCGUCUGCAAGACCCGGCAGGACUCUAUUUGAUUUACUGCUGAAGAGACUAUGGGCGAUUGAUUGCUCUCAUGCGCUCGACGCCUUCAUCACAUAUCUCCCUUCGCUUCUGACAAAGUCCCGAGAGCAGCUCCUAAGGGACCGCGAAAGUGGAGAAGAAUCUGAGGAAAUCCCUGGACGCAUUCUCAGAACAUCCCCCUUGGGCGCUUUCAUUCGUCGCUGUCAUUUGGAAUAUACCAGACUGCAGUUCCAGGACAGCAUCACUCUCUGGCAGGAUUUCAUUUCUUACAGACUCCCGACUCGCGAGGCGUAUGAGAAGAAGAACCACGCGGGCAGCAGAAAUGCCCUUGACUCGAACCUCGCAGAUCUGGGACUCGAUUCGUCGCACCCUUUGGCCCAGUUGAUGUACGGAAGGCUUGCUGAAGACGAGCAAAAGUAUCAUGGCGCAUACAGCAUGUACGAUGUCGAAAAAUUGAUGGAAUUUCAAGUCUCUGAAAUCCAGCGUGUCGGCGGGAGACUACCUGACGGCAUGAAAUUGAAGCUUCAACAAAUGUCCAAAGCUGGUACUGUCAUCCCAAAAUUGGGGAAUUAUCUCAACUUCCUUGAUGCAUGGCGGGCUGGGGACUAUUACUCUGCCUUUGACAAUUUGCACAGAUACUUUGAUUACGCCAUGCAGACACGAGAGAGAGCAAUAUAUCAAUACGCACUGCUCAACCUUGCUAUUCUUCAAGCAGACUUCGGGUGUCACGCUGAAGCACUUUCUGCGAUGCAGGAGGCCAUCGCCACCGCUCGAGAAAACAAAGACACCACAUGCCUCAAUUUCUGCAUGAGCUGGGUAUACCAUUUCGGGCGAUCUUUCCCCGGCGGAAUGGACGCCAUACGCGAUAAUGGCAUUCUUGGCAGCGAAGUCGAGGGCCUUGCAUUUCUCAAAUCACGGGCUAAAGAUGCGGAGAUGUGGAGUCUCUUGGGCACGACACUGUUGAGUGAGGCGAAGCUUGGUAUGCAGUACGGAGACAGCCUUGCCGGCGUAUUUGAAAACAUUGCCAAAGCAUCGUAUCUUAGCGUCGUACGGUCAACCCAGAGCACCACAGGGCCGAUGCUACUCAUCAAAGGUGCCGCAUUCAGCAGAAUUGGCCUUGGUCAUCUUAGCUGGUUCUGUGGACAAGUCUUUAUGCAGUGCCAUUCCAAGGACGCUCCGAUCGAAGAUCUGUUCAAAAACUAUUGUCGGAUCGCCGGGCUUUUGGUCCAACGUGGCAGAUAUGCCGAAGCUGAACAAAUGCUGGACAAUAUUCCGUCGCAUGUGCAUCGGCGAAUGAAGUUCCAAAAUUCCCUGAACUUCUACUCCAGCUUGUUGAGGGUUCGCAGGCUGAUACAUCGGGACGAUCUCGAUGCUGCCGAGCACUUGCUCGAUCGACUGAGCGGACAAGGGGCACCGGAUGUGAAAGUUGCAUUUUCGCUGUCACUGCUUGAGAUUGAGCUGCUCAUCCGUCGAGGUAGUCUCGACCAGGCUCUUGAAAAGGUUGAAGAUUUGGCACAGGGAGCGGAUCAAAGCCAUGAAGUCAACGACAUCGCCGUGCAGACCCGGCUGCUGAACCUCAAAGCACGAAUCUUGAUCGAGAGCCGACACUCGCUCAAGGCCUUCUCGCUUGUCAUGCGCGCAGCACAGAUCUCGUAUCGAGGAAGAAUCCUUCCCUCGUUAUGGACCUCGAUCUGUCUCCUUGCCACAAUUCUCAACGACCUCCGCGAGUUCUCCGCCACUGCCGACUUUCUGCAGUCGGCAAUGCCUCAAGUCUUGGAAUGUCACGACUGCGAACUGGCCGCCCACUGCUACUCCGCGCUCGCAGAUGCAAACAUGGGUCUCGCGGGUGCAUCAUCGGGACCAGACAAGUCUUCUGCGACCAAGCAAAAGGAGCUCAUUAACAAGGCAAUGGAGAAUAUCGACCAUGCGCAUGCCCAAUAUAGGUACAUUGAAGAUUUACAGGGCCAGCUGGAGAUGUUGAAGAAGAAGGCAACGAUUAUGCACUGGAGAGGGGAUUUGGUGUUGGCAAAUGAUACGGCGACGCAGUAUUUGGGACUGAAGAAGGAAUACAACGCCCAGAAUGUCUAA